AUUUCUGUUUUAGUACUUGUACAGUAGUAUAAGAUUUAAAAUUUAUUAUUGAAUUUGAUACUUCAAAAUUUUUGUGAACUUUUAAGUGGAUUAAUGUCAAAAUUUAUUGUGAAUUUUCAUUUAUUUUGUGUUUAUAGACUCGAUUACAAUUAUAUGUUUGUCAACUAGUAACAAAAACUCAAUUAAUAUAUCAAAAACAUAAAAUAAGAGGAAAAAAGUUGAUUUAAUUUUUAAUCUUUGAUCAUUUGUACAAAUUAAUGUUUGUUAUAUGCAAUUUAUGGAGUUUUAUUAAUCCUGUAGUUUCCAGACGGAGGCGUCACCCCUUCACCACUUUGAUUCGUCGCCGUUCAGUUUCACCAUAUUCCCCUCCGCUGCCCAAAUCCGCCGCCUCGCCACACGCAUAAAUACUCUAAUCGCAGAUUCAUUUUCUACUCGCGAAGCGCUACUACUACUGUACCGGCGAUUAGAAGAAAAUGCCGUCUCUGCAAACAGCAUUGCCUCCUGAGCUCGCCAACAAUUCCAUCAGGCUUUAUCGUGAAUGCCUAAGGCGAGCAAAAUAUAUUGGGCAAAAGAAAUUCAACACUGAACUUCUAAUUACUAUGGUGAGAGAGCAGUUCAAGAAGAACAUGCAUGAAACAGAUCCAGAUAAGAUUCAAAAGAUGAAGGAUGAUGCUGCAAGAGGACUGAUCAACCAUAUGCUAUACGAGUCUGAAAACUUGUCCGGGCGAAAAUUCAGCAAAAGCACUGAUCAAAGCUGAAUCUCAGGUGUGCUAUGCUCUUAAGUAUGGUGGCUGCCUUUUGGGAUCUGCUCACAUGUUUCAUUUAUUUUCUUUAGCGAGAAAAGGAUUACAUUUUGAGAUGUGGGAAAGGUUUUCAUUUACUUGUUAUUGCCUACUAUAAGAGGUGAAUUUGAUGCUACCUUUGUCAUAGCGUCAUAUUGUAGAAUAACGUAGGCUGAAUCAUAACUCUUGUAUAACACGUUUAAAGACGAUAUCAUACCGAGCCUAUUUGUUA
Messenger RNA from Salvia splendens (bonfire salvia), 1014 nucleotides. RefSeq lists its product as uncharacterized. The record is from RefSeq and is a predicted model, not a curated record. The transcript has 5 exons. Bases 474 to 758 code for a protein of 94 amino acids. NCBI's taxonomy places the organism in Eukaryota, Viridiplantae, Streptophyta, Magnoliopsida, Lamiales, Lamiaceae.